AUGUGGGGUACUGGGCUCCUGCUGCUCUCCGUCCUGGCUUACUUGGUGCUGGGCACUGGAGUGUUCUGGGCGCUGGAGGGUCGCGUGUCCGGGGACCUCAGGAGCAGCUUCCAGCGCGACAAGUGGGAGCUGCUACAGGACUACAUGUGUCUGGAUGGCCCUGCGCUAGACCUGCUGAUCUAUGGGACCAGCCUCCUAGGAAAUACCACCAGCUUGGGGAGCUGGGAUUUUGUGGACUCUUUCUUCUUUUUCGUGUCCACCAUCACCAUUAUCAGUAAUGGCUGGGCAGGGCCAGCUACCCAUCUCUCCUGUGUAUUUUUUGCUCUCCUUGGAAUUCCGUUCAACCUCGUGGUGCUCAACCACCUGGGCCACCUCAUGAAGCAUGGGGUGCACAGAUGUGUCCACUGGCUGGAGGACAGCUGGCAGAUGAGGGGAGACCCCUCGAGGGCACGGUGGCUCACAGGCUCUGCUGAGCUGCUCCUGGGUCUUCUGCUCUUCCUGUUGCUGCCUGUGCUUCUCUUCUCCCACAUGGAGGGCUGGAGCUGUGUGGAGAGCUUCUACUUCAUUUUCAUCACACUUAGCACUGUGGACUUUGGGAACUACAUGAUCGGCAUGGAUCCUUCUCGAGAGUACCCUCUGUGGUACAAGAGUAUUGUGUCCCUGUGGAUCAUCCUCUCUGGGAUGGCCUGCCUGGUCUGA
This is a messenger RNA of Grammomys surdaster, 699 nucleotides long. It is a transcript of the gene Kcnk17, whose product is annotated as potassium two pore domain channel subfamily K member 17. NCBI's taxonomy places the organism in Eukaryota, Metazoa, Chordata, Mammalia, Rodentia, Muridae. Gene Ontology annotation, biological process: stabilization of membrane potential; potassium ion transmembrane transport. Gene Ontology annotation, cellular component: membrane. Gene Ontology annotation, molecular function: potassium ion leak channel activity. The record is from RefSeq and is a predicted model, not a curated record.